AUGGGCUAUAUCGUUAGAUUCCAGGGGCCACGAGUCGAACCAUACGACCCUUCAUGGCAAGAUCAAGAUGGUCUCUGGACCAUAGCUCCAGUGGUGGGAGCUGGAUUAUGUUGUCAUGGGAGUCAAGGGCGAUCGCAAUUGGUCGAUGGCUCUAGGGUAACUAUCCGCUCCGGACGCGAUUCGCAAACCGCCUGGUAUCUCUCCGUCCUCAGAACUUCGGCGGGAAUCUUCGUUCCCUGCAUCACGACCUCGAAGCACUUCGUAUGGAGAGUCCGAGAAGUUCUGAAGCCCAACACCAAGAGCACCAUUGCAAAAGAGCCGUCACCGGGCAAACGACUCAAACACGACGCGGUUCUGUGCUUGACUUUUGACUUUGAGGACAACCCCAGAGGCUACCGAGACUUCAAAGACGACGAUCGCGGCUUCAGGAAUGUAGAGUACCCGGACAAAGACACCACUCAGUUGGUGCUUGUUGAAUCUCGAAACAGGACGGAUAUUUGGCCGGACCGCAGAGUUCUCCUUCUUGCUGACGGAGAACCCUUUUUUACAGAGUCAACUGCCAAAGUCGCGGACUUGAAUGAUUCCGAGAUCUCUGUGAAAAUUGCAAAGUUCAACAUCGACGUCCGUGACCAAAUGGAUGACGACUAUGAUAUCUUGCAAAAGGAUGGCGAUUCCAUCAAGGCGAGACACGAUGAGCAGCAGAAGAAGUUGAAGGCCAGAGAUGAGGGGUCCUCGGGGUAG
Molecule: messenger RNA, 741 nt
Organism: Colletotrichum acutatum
Lineage: Eukaryota; Fungi; Ascomycota; Sordariomycetes; Glomerellales; Glomerellaceae
Exons: 2
Coding region: 1-741 (246 amino acids)
Source: RefSeq, a predicted model, not a curated record